CAGACGCAGUCCGAAGAUUGCCUCAGGGUCACCAUAACGGUGCCGGAAUUACAGCUGGCUUCACAAUGCAAGAUACCUGCCCUAGCAUUCAUUCAUGGUGGAGCGCUUUCCAUUGGGUCUGGUGAACGCUAUUAUUACGACGCCACCAAGUUUUGUAACGAUGCCAUUCACUGGGGCAAACCUUUGAUCUUCGUCUCUAUCAAUUACAGACUCGGCAAUCUAGGCUUCUUGCACUCUCCUCAAGCAGCAGACCUCGUCCCCCCAAACAAUGGACUACACGACCAAAUCCUCGCUCUUCAAUGGAUACGCUCCUUCAUUGCAGGCUUCGGAGGUGACCCUGAUCACGUCACGGCGAUCGGGCAGUCUGCAGGCGCUGCAAGCUUAGCUGUGCACAAUAGUCAUCCAAGAGCAGAGCCAUUGUACCUCAAGUCCAUGGUAAUGGGCGGCUCGAGCACUAUUCUGACAACGAAAAGUCCAGAUGAGCAUCAAGCUGACUUCGAAAGGACGGUUGAAAGUCUUGGCAUCACGAUCAAAGGUCGAUCUGCGCACGAAGUCGCUCAAGAAGUGAUCGAGCUCCCAUUGGAGUCUUUCCGGCGUGUAGAGGCACAUGGCGCGUUCUGCUCUGAGAGCGAGCUGAUACCAGAUCAUGACUGGGCAUCUAUGCUUCAUGCGCAACGUUCAAAGCCAAAUACUUGGCUCCAGUCUCGGGUGAUUGGAUCUGGUACGUAUGAGGGCUCAAUUUGCUAUCUCGUUGAGAACGAGAAAGCACGACCAAACAAAACCAGAAUCUUUAAAACCAUAUGCGAGGCACGGUUGAAGAAGCCACAGCAGCUAUUGGACUUGUGGAAGAUAUCGACCAGUGACUCCGAAAAUGAGUCCUUGGAGAAGAUUGCCCAGGCCGCUACCGAUACCGGAUGGUAUCUGCCUGCGAUCAGUAUGUGCAUGAGUUCGGCGGGCUCCCAGACAGAGAGCUUCCUCGUGCUCUUCGACAUACCCAAUCCAUGGCCGGGACCUAUGCCUCAAGGUAAGUAUGCAAGUCAUACCUGGGAUGUCAUCUCCCUCUUUGGCCCGUACGAGGACCACUUGCCCGAUGAACUGCGGUCUGGUGUUAUUGCAUGGCGGCAGCUUGUCAUAGACUACUGCUACGGAAAAGCACCGGGCAAACCUUGGCAACAAGAGAGUCAGUACGCAAAAUUAUGUACUCCUCGUGGCGUCAAGUCGCUCGGACACGAGGAGCUUGUUGCUCGGAGAGAAGGUAAAGUGGCUGCGUUAGCACAGCAAGAGAAAGGCGAAGAUGGAUUUGACCAUAUAUGGGAGGAUGUCGUGAGGUACUACUUG
Pseudocercospora fijiensis CIRAD86 is the source of this 1338-nucleotide messenger RNA. RefSeq lists its product as uncharacterized. The annotation marks the transcript as partial. The transcript is spliced from 2 exons. The record is from RefSeq and is a predicted model, not a curated record. Lineage: Eukaryota; Fungi; Ascomycota; Dothideomycetes; Mycosphaerellales; Mycosphaerellaceae.